Sciurus carolinensis (gray squirrel) is the source of this 4511-nucleotide messenger RNA. It is a transcript of the gene Avil, whose product is annotated as advillin. The transcript has 21 exons. Gene Ontology annotation, biological process: actin filament severing; cytoskeleton organization; barbed-end actin filament capping. Gene Ontology annotation, cellular component: cytoplasm; actin cytoskeleton. Gene Ontology annotation, molecular function: phosphatidylinositol-4,5-bisphosphate binding; actin filament binding. NCBI's taxonomy places the organism in Eukaryota, Metazoa, Chordata, Mammalia, Rodentia, Sciuridae. The coding region runs from base 806 to 3214 and encodes 802 amino acids. The record is from RefSeq and is a predicted model, not a curated record.
UGGGAGUACAUUAGAUCUUCCCUGCCCCUCCUUUGGAACCAACUCCAUUGCCAUCCAGAUAUUUGACAAACUUAUGCUUGGUGUCCUAUUAACUGCUGGACUCAAACCAGAAACCCUAAGGAAAGUGAAGGCUUGAGUUUUCUGUUGCCCUUUCCUCAUGUAGCCAAACCAGAAGCCUUGAAAUUCAUAGCCCAGCAUUCCUGGCAACAUAGUAGGCACUCAAAUACUGAUUGGACUGAUGGAUGACUGGUAGAGACUCCAAGGAGCAAAAUGUUACUGACCUCUCUCCCAAACUGCCCCCCCCCCCCUUUGAGAAAUGCCAGAAGCUUCUCAGGCUUUGCCAGCCUGGACAUCCAGGCAUAUAGCAGGCAGCUCCAGACCCUGCCUCCUGUCAUCAGUGUAAUGCAUUCAUAUCUACAAUAUGGCAAAUUUCAUAUCCUCCCUCUUUCCUGCAUUAUUGAUGGGUUGUGCACUUAAAAAAAAUCAAUAGAUCAGGGCGUGGCGCUGGAGUUAAAAAGAAGCCUUUAAAAGUCUGCUCUUGUUUUUGCUGUUUUGAAUAGGAACAAAUAAAGCUUUCCCUCUGGUUUGAAUAAGUCAAGCCCAGGGCUAGGUUGGCUGUGAUUGGCCAGGACUAGGAAAAUGUAGUUAAGAUGCAAACACAAGCAAAUAUAAUCCAGCGUCUGUGCAGCCAUUGCUAAAUCCACUGGACGUGAAGCCUCCUGCACUGGGGUAACUCUUCAAUACUGCUGCUGCUAAUUCACCAGAAAACUGGGAACACCAGGCAAGUCCUGGGAAGACAAGCACCAUGUCUCUGAGCAGCGUCUUCAGGGCUGUGGGCAACGACCCUGGGAUCAUCACCUGGAGAAUAGAGAAAAUGGAGUUGGCACUGGUACCCCUGAGUGCUCAUGGCAACUUCUAUGAGGGAGACUGCUACAUCAUCCUCUCGACCCGGAGAUCGGGCAGUCUCCUCUCCCAGAACAUCCACUUCUGGAUCGGGAAGGACUCCUCCCAGGAUGAGCAGAGCUGUGCAGCCAUCUAUACCAUACAGCUGGACGACUACCUGGGAGGCAGCCCUGUGCAGCACCGAGAGGUUCAGUUCCAUGAGUCUGACACCUUCCGAGGCUACUUCAAACAGGGCAUCAUUUAUAAAAAGGGAGGUGUGGCCUCCGGGAUGAAGCAUGUGGAGACCAAUACAUAUGAUGUGAAGCGGCUGUUACACGUGAAGGGGAAGAGAAAUAUCAGGGCCACUGAGGUGGAAUUGAGCUGGGACAGUUUUAACCGAGGUGAUGUCUUCUUGCUGGACCUUGGGAAGGUCAUUAUCCAAUGGAAUGGUCCAGAGAGCAACAGUGGAGAGCGCCUGAAGGCUAUGCUUCUGGCAAAGGACAUUCGGGACAGGGAGCGAGGGGGCCGUGCUGAAAUAGGAGUGAUAGAGGGAGACAAGGAGGCAGCCAGCCCAGAGUUGAUGAAGGUUCUUCAGGACACCCUUGGUCCACGCUCAAUUAUCAAGCCUGCAGUUCCUGAUGAGAUCAAAGAUCAGCAACAGAAGCCAAAUAUCAUGUUAUAUCAUGUCUCAGACUCGGCUGGGCAGUUGGUGGUCACAGAGGUAGGAACAAGACCUCUGGUCCAGGACUUACUGAACCAUGACGACUGCUACAUUGUGGAUCAAAAUGGAGCCAAGAUCUACGUGUGGAAAGGAAAAGGAGCUACAAAGGUUGAGAAGCAGGCGGCCAUGUCUAAAGCCCUGGCCAAUGAAGAGAUGCCAAGAGGUUGGUUCCACAAGGCACUUUUUGAGAGCUUCAUCAGAAUGAAGGGCUACCCCAGCAGCACCAACGUGGAGACUGUCAAUGAUGGUGCCGAGUCAGCCAUGUUCAAGCAGCUGUUCCAGAAGUGGUCAGUGAAGGACCAGACCACAGGCCUGGGGAAAACAUUCAACAUUGGUAAAAUUGCUAAAGUUUUCCAGGACAAGUUUGAUGUGACUCUGCUACACACAAAGCCAGAGGUAGCUGCCCAGGAAAGAAUGGUAGAUGAUGGCAGUGGGAAAGUCGAGGUCUGGAGAAUUGAGAACCUGGAGUUAGUUCCUGUGGAACGUCAGUGGCAUGGCUUCUUCUAUGGAGGAGACUGCUAUCUGGUUCUCUAUACAUAUGAGGUGAACAGGAAGCCACAUUACAUUUUGUACAUCUGGCAGGGGCGACACGCCUCACAGGAUGAGCUGGCAGCCUCAGCAUACCAGGCUGUGCAACUGGAUCAGCAGUUUGAUGGGGCCCCUGUGCAGGUUCGGGUCAGCAUGGGGAAGGAGCCACGCCACUUCAUGGCCAUCUUCAAAGGGAAGUUGGUUAUCUAUGAGGGUGGGACUUCCAGGAAGGGAAAUACCGAGCCUGACCCUCCAGUAAGACUCUUCCAGAUUCAAGGAAAUGAUAAAUCUAACACCAAGGCAGUGGAGGUUCCAGCCUUUGCCUCUUCCCUAAACUCCAAUGAUGUCUUUCUGCUGAGGACCCAGGCGGAGCACUACCUGUGGUAUGGCAAGGGUUCUAGUGGGGAUGAGCGGGCAAUGGCUAAAGAGCUGGCCAGUCUUCUCUGUGAUGGCACUGAGGACACUGUGGCAGAGGGCCAGGAAUCAGCUGAGUUCUGGGACCUACUGGGAGGUAAAACUCCUUAUGCGAAUGACAAAAGACUACAGCAGGAAACCCUAGAUGUCCAAUCCCGUCUCUUUGAAUGUUCUAAUAAGACUGGCCGGUUCAUUGUCACUGAAAUCACAGACUUCACCCAGGAUGACCUGAACCCAGGUGAUGUGAUGCUCCUGGAUACCUGGGAUCAGGUGUUCUUGUGGAUUGGAGCUGAGGCAAAUGCCAUAGAAAAGGAGAGGGCCCUUGCUACUGCCCAGGAGUACCUGCACACUCACCCCAGUGGACGAGACACCCAUACACCCAUCCUGAUCAUCAAACAGGGAUCUGAGCCUCCCAUCUUCACAGGCUGGUUCCUGGCCUGGGACCCUUACAUUUGGAGUGCUGGAAAAUCAUAUGAACAGUUAAAGGAAGAACUGGGAGAUGCUGUUACUAUCAUGCAAAUCACUGCUGACAUGAAGAAUGCAACCCUUUCCCUGAAUUCUGCUGUCAAUGAGCCAAAAUAUUACCCUAUAGAAGUUCUAUUGAAAAAUCAAAAUCAGGCGCUUCCUGAGGAUGUGAACCCUGCCAAAAAGGAGGCCAAAUGUCUCUAGAACCUAUUCAGCCUCUGUUGCCUCUUCAACUUCUCCACAUUCAAACCGCACAAAGUCUACUACAGACACCCCAUGGGGCUGCACGUACUGUCCCAAUGUGAUGGAGGGAUCCAGCAAGUAUGGCUGGGACAGCAUCUUGGUCUCUGCCUCUCCCCCAGGUUCAUCAUCCAGGGAGCCAACAGAGAGAGGGGCCAUGCCCACCACAUGCUGCCCAAGGCGGCGGCCAAGGUCUUCAAGGUUUGCUUUCUGUUCAGAUGUCUCACAGAUGACCAAGGCCCCAUACUUUCCCAGCACUAGGUUGUGGAGUGAAGGACUGUGCAUUGCUCCAUGGACGUAAGAGCCAACGUAGAACCCAGAUGGCACCUUCACCCAUGCAGCUCGUUUCAAAAUCAUGUUUUCUCCCAGUUUCCCUAUUAUUAAAAAAAAAAAACCAACAUGCCAUCAGAAUAUGAUACCUGUGGUGAUACCAAUGUAUGCACAAAAGAGUCCAAAUUUGGACUCAAAGAUAUAUAAGUUUCAGUUUUGUUUAAAGAGGAACGGGGUAUGGUGGGAGAGUACUUUAAGAAGCACUAUGUGCCAGGUACUCUAGUAUUUAAGAGGCUAUGGUGUCACAGACUCAGGUCUCAGUUCUACCUCUUCCUAGCUAUAUGACCUUGGGCAAGAGACUUAAUGACAUAACCCUAUUUACUAAUUUAUCAAACCAUAGUUUCCUGGUCUGUAAAAUGGAGCUGACAUCACCUACCUUUCAGGGUUACUGGGAGAAAUAAAUGAGAUGAUAUAUGUAAAAGUAUUUUAUUAUAGCAUCUGGCACACAGUGAGUGCUUAAAGGCUAGCUAUUAUUAAUACAUUAAACUUAGGUUUACAGUGCUUAAGUAACCCACUCAAUAAUACAUGGCAAAACUGGUAUUAAAACUCAGAUCUGACUCCAAAGCAAUUAAGUGAUUUUCCCAACUGAAUUGCCAUCCCUACCAUAUAACCAUAACUGAUAUCAACAACUCUUCAUCAUUCACUAUAAUCAGGAAAAGGUCUACAACUAAAAGUCCCAGAAAAUCCAAAAUCUAUGUCAUCUGAUAGUUUUGACUUCAUAUCUUUAAAAACAAAAGGAUGAUAUUAUCAGAACAUUGACAUAACCCUAUUUACUAAUUUAUCAAACCAUAGUUUCCUGGUCUGUAAAAUGGAGCUGACAUCACCUACCUUUCAGGGUUACUGGGAGAAAUAAAUGAGAUGAUAUAUGUAAAAGUAUUUUAUUAUAGCAUCUGGCACACAGUGAGUGCUUAAAGGCUAGCUAUUAUUAAUA